Patella vulgata (common limpet) is the source of this 2284-nucleotide messenger RNA. Its product is annotated as neuronal acetylcholine receptor subunit alpha-10. Gene Ontology annotation, biological process: regulation of membrane potential; chemical synaptic transmission; nervous system process. The transcript is spliced from 6 exons. The record is from RefSeq and is a predicted model, not a curated record. Bases 366 to 1952 code for a protein of 528 amino acids. Gene Ontology annotation, cellular component: neuron projection; synapse; postsynaptic membrane. NCBI's taxonomy places the organism in Eukaryota, Metazoa, Mollusca, Gastropoda, Patellidae. Gene Ontology annotation, molecular function: acetylcholine-gated monoatomic cation-selective channel activity; transmembrane signaling receptor activity.
GAAAUUUUAAGUGCAUGAUUUUGUUAUAAUAUAGAUCAAACUGGUGGUAAAUCGACCGUUCAUGAACUUACUUGUUUUUUUUAUAUUUACCAUUUCUGAACCUUAAGACAGCACCGCGAUUAUUAGGAUUAAGUUCCACCCGAUUGAUUGGGUUUACAGAUUUAUGUAUGUAAUAAAGCAGUUUGGGCUCUUUCUGAUAUUGGGAGUUUCAUUAUCGCUUAUGUUAACGAUCUGAUCUAAAAUACGAAAAUUUCCACCAACCUCUACAUAACUAAGGAGUCUGGAUCUGAAGAAGCGCCCUCUGUUUAAUUGAAUUCUAGGAUAUAUGUAUGCGUUGAUCUAUCAAUGGACAUCGAGACAGAAUCAUGUGGUUGCAAAAUAAUAUUUUGUGGAUUUAUUGUCCUUUAUAUUGGUUUAUAGCAAAGGCCUGCACUGAUAGCCAUCAUAAUGUUGUUGAGUAUGACCACCAUCCGAGACAUGCUGGUAGACCGGCAGUAGAGAUACCUGAUGAACAAAGAUUGUUAAAUCAUCUAUUAAGAGGCUAUGAACGAUCUGUGCGACCAGUACGUCACGCAAAUAAUACCGUUCUCAUCAAAAUGGGACUAACAUUGACACAGAUCUUUGAUAUGGAUGAGAAGAAUCAGAUAUUGGUGACAAAUGUUUGGUUAGAUCAGGAAUGGAGGGACGAGUUCUUGGUCUGGGACCCGAAAGAUUUCAACAAUAUAACCACACUUAGAAUACCUUGUCAUAAAUUAUGGUUACCUGAUAUAGUACUUUAUAAUAACGCUGCUGAAUAUACAGAUGGAUUAAUGCCAGCUAAUGCCAUGGUAGAAUUUAACGGAAACAUAUUUUGGCCAGUUCCAACCAAAAUGCAGAGUUCAUGUAAGGUCGAUGUUACAUUUUUCCCGUUCGAUAUUCAAGUCUGUAAGAUGAAGUUCGGUUCCUGGACAUAUGAUGGUUUUCAAGUGGACAUGACAAAUCGAACAAGUGAGGUGGAUUUAACGAACUAUGUUAACAAUGGCGAAUGGGGAUUAAUAAGUGUCAGCAUAGUACGUAAUGAGGUUUACUACGCCUGUUGUAAGGAACCCUUUCCUGACGUCACAUUCCAGAUUGUAAUCAGACGUAGAACCUUGUAUUAUAUGUAUAACGUGGUAUUCCCCUGCGUUAUGAUGUCAGCUCUCACCCUAUUGGUGUUCUGUUUGCCGCCUGACAGUGGUGAGAAAAUAGCUCUGGGAAUAACAGUUCUACUCGCCUUUUCUGUCUUUAUGUUAGCAGUAGCUGAAAAUCUUCCUGAAACUUCGGAAUUUGUUCCUUUGAUAAGUAUAUAUUUGACCAUUGUAAUGUUUCUGACGUCCGUUUCGGUCAUCAUGACUGUGUUCGUUCUCAACUUACAUCAUCGUGGACCAGAUAAGCGAUCUGUACCUUACUGGCUAAGACGAUUGUUCCUGGGUACCCACGGCUCAAUGCCAUCGGCAGCUCGUCAGGCACAGGACCGGUUCUUUUCCAAUCACAGAUCUGUGAACGAAAGCAAUUUUAUGAGGAAUAUUUCAUUAAAAUUAACGCUGGAAAACAUAGCGCAAGACUUACAGGAUCAAAUCUUAUUAGAAAAUGGCGUCACUGAUUCCAUGCCCAACGAUACACAUGUACAUCACACAUGUCACGACCGGAGGGAGUGUGGCUAUAAUUCUCAUAACUCAGAGCAGGGAUUUCAUAAACAAUCAAGUUUUCGUGGUGGCAGAAAUGCCAAAUCGUAUGAAGAUAUAAUUUUAUCUUUGACAAGAUUAUUAGACAAACAUGACCGCGAGGAGAAUGAAUAUGAAGUAAUGCAGGAGUGGAGAAGAUUAGCACAAACAAUUGAUCGGAUUUUAUUUUUCAUAUUUCUUGGUGGGACGGUCAUUUCAACUUUGGCUAUAUUGGUUAUAGCCCCGUCUACCCAGAAAGAUUAUUAUUAAUUUCCAUAACCAAAAAAAAAAUUAAAAAAAAAAAUAAAAAAAUGAAUGCCGUUCAUCCAGCCUCGGUGCUUUAUCCCUAUAAGUUGUUACAACGUGUGUGUUUGGUGUUUUUGUUCAAAAUAAUUCCGAGUGUGUUGAGAUAUAUAGAUAUUAUAUUGUGCAACGAAAUCGUGAACGUAUGUAGAUGUAUAUAUGUGACGUAUAUAUAACGCAUGUAAACAUAUUACUUAUAUAAUUGUUAUUAUACAUAUAAAUAUCAUAUAUUCCCCCUCUUUAUUUGAUGUUCUAUUUCCCCGUGUUUUACAUUCUACUUACAAGUUUAAUUCAGGAUC